AUGUCUGUUCAGCUGUUCAGUGUGGCCACUUUCACCGCCAAAACUACCACAGUUACAACAACUUCAACAACUACACUUGCCAUAACUGAACCUGCUACAACCAGACUUACUACAGCCACACUUGCUACAACUACACUUACUAAAGCCACACUUACUACAACCACACUUACUACAGCCACACUUACUACAACCACACUUACUACAGCCACACUUACUACAACCACACUUACUACAGCCACACUUACUACAACCACACUUACUACAACCACACUUACUACAGCCACACUUACCACAACCACACUUACUACAACCACACUCACUACAACCAAACUAACCACAACCGGCGUCAAAACAAACAAUCGCAGCAGCAACAACAUCAACUUCAUCUACUAA
Helobdella robusta is the source of this 393-nucleotide messenger RNA. RefSeq lists its product as hypothetical. The transcript has a single exon. The record is from RefSeq and is a predicted model, not a curated record. Bases 1 to 393 code for a protein of 130 amino acids. NCBI's taxonomy places the organism in Eukaryota, Metazoa, Annelida, Clitellata, Rhynchobdellida, Glossiphoniidae.